UCACUUGCGUCCAGUGUGAAAAGGCCUUGACACUAACCAGAUCAUUAUUUUGUUUUUUCUCCUCAGACAAAUAACAAGCAGCGUCACAUAUUUCAUGCUUUGAGUAUGAUAGGAAACCCCCCUCACAUCACAGAGAGAUACUCAGAGGAAUUACGAAAAUUAAUCAGACAAAUGCUCAGCUGUGACCCUAAGGACAGACCUUCAGCUAAAGAGAUUCUAGCAAAACCAUUCCUGAGUGAUGCAGUAGGCAGAAACAGUAGAACUCCAGAGGCACUGCUGCAGAGUUUCAUGAAGACUAUCAACGCCUUUGAUAAGGCCUACAACAAGCACUAUAAAGACAUGGAGGUUUUAGUUAGUGAGUGGGAAAGAAUAACAGAUUUAAUGGAGUCUGCACAUUACAGCGCAACAGCAGGGAGUCUGUCAGGUUCAGUGAUUGGAGCAGCUGGUGGAAUCACUGCAUUAGUGGGUGUAAUUUUGGCACCUUUCACUCUUGGGGCAUCUUUGAUUGUAACUGGUGUUGGUAUUGGAGUAGGAGUUGCAGGUGGAGUAACAGGAGCUGCUUCCACCAUUACUAAUACUGUGCAACAAAAAGCACUUAGAGUGAGCCUUGAACAAAUUCAGCUGAAGUAUAAUUCUGUAAGCGAACCAAUUCUCACACCGCUGAAUACACUGAGAAAGGUACUGAGAAAAAUCACAAAGUUCAGUGAUUUUUUUGGCAACGCUGUUGACAACGUACAAAUAUCAUGCAAUUUAAACAAAGGUAGUGUUUUGUGUGCCACACAACUCAUGAAUUUGGGUCUGUUGGCAAAUAUUAGCAGAAUUGCUACUCAGACUGCAAGAGUAGGCCGAGUUGUAGCAGAAGCAGUCUCAGGUGUGUUAAGUGGACUGUUAGUCAUACUCGAUGUUGCCUUCAUAGUGAUGGAUUCUGUAGACAUUCACCAGAUGAGACAGGGAAAAGUAGAUGAUCCAGAAAAGGUCAAAUCCAGUGUACUCAAAUCCAUUGCAGAGAUGAGGAAAACACAUAAGGAGCUUUGCAAUGUGCAGAAGGAAAUACAAAAAACAAGAGAGGAACUAAAAGUCUACAUAGAAUUGGCCAGGGUUGACAGUGGAAUAGACAACGGUUUAAACAGUUUAAACAUAUAGAUAUGA
Molecule: messenger RNA, 1149 nt
Organism: Triplophysa rosa
Lineage: Eukaryota; Metazoa; Chordata; Actinopteri; Cypriniformes; Nemacheilidae
Product: apolipoprotein L4-like
Exons: 1
Coding region: 106-1143 (345 amino acids)
Biological process (GO): protein phosphorylation; lipoprotein metabolic process; lipid transport
Cellular component (GO): membrane; extracellular region
Molecular function (GO): protein kinase activity; lipid binding; ATP binding
Source: RefSeq, a predicted model, not a curated record